AGAAUGGAAAGAAGGAAAGAAAGAAAAGAGGAAGGGAGGCAGGAAAGAAAAAAAGGAAGGAAGGCAAAAAGAAAAGAGCGUUUUGGACUUCCAGCGAGUGACUUCAAUCUCUUGCCGCUUUUUCUUUCAAAUCUCCUGUUUGUGGCUUCCUGACAUGCCCAACAUCUAACCAGCAUUUUCUCAAAUCAGGUUUCCUUUCCAAUCUCUGGCCAAUCAGUCUCUGGUCUUCGAAGACAAAAGGAAACAAACCAACAAGAAAGUCCAGCUGCCUGGUGAAAAAGCAUCUUUGGGAAUCCUCUAUUGCAUCUGCUCUCCCUCUUGGUCCCCCCCCCCCCAUGCUUUUAGUUUUGCACGCUCUCCGUCGUCCCUUUCUCUGCAAUCCCGCCACCUUGCAAGGGUUGAAUCUCCAGCGGCAACAACCUCUCUCUCUUGUCUUCCUGCUUCAUCACCCUGGCCGCGAGGUUACGGCUUCUCUCCUGCCCCCUUGCCAGUCCAGCCUACCUUCUCCCCCCUCCCCCCCCCAGGACCUAAUCUGAUUAGCUAUUAAAGGACCGUUGAACGUGGAUUAUGGGUUUUAAAAGAACUCGUUCCCCUCCUCCACAAAGGCCAGCCGGGAAGCUUGUCAGCACCCGGGUCUUCUGCUCCACUUUCUCUUCUGGGAUCCAAGGAAGACCAGCUCUUGGGGCCCACCCCAGGAGGCCCCAGACCACCCAAAAGAAGAACUGGGAGAAGGAAGAAGUCCGUACAUGCUCAGAAGACCUUGCUUUCUCCAAGCCAAUCUCCCCUUCACUGGGAAUGAAGGCCAGGGUUGAUUUUUUAUUUAUUUGUUUGUUUGUUUCUUGGACUUUUUUCCCCUUCUUACCGUUAUUCUAACUUUCCUAAGAAUUCUCUUGGAUUUUAGCGAGUGGAUCUAUUUUUUAUCUUUAUAUACAUACACACAUAUAUAUAUUUGGCUUUUUUUUUGGACUCAUUCAGACUCGACGGUGAAGAGCAACCCUUGAUCAAGUGGAUGGCAGGAGAUGGGCCCAAAGAUUUAUGGACUUGGUCCCUGAGGAGCUGAAGCCGUGCCUUCUUCCUUUCCCCUUCCUUGCCUCUCCACCAGAUCGUUUCCGAAGAUCACCGCCACAGCAUGACACGGCUUUGGUUGGGCUUCCUGCUUUGGCUCUCCAACCAUCCGAGGUGGACCUACUGUAGAGGCCCCCCUUGGUGGUCCCUUCUCGUCUGGCCUCUGCUUCUUCGCCUUCCUCUCAGCGUCCACGCCACAACUUUCAAAGUCGGCGUGAUCGGUCCCUGGAAGUGUGACUCCAUCUACGCCCGAGCCUACCCCGACGCAGCGGCCAACUUGGCCGUACGUCGGAUCAACAAGGACCCAACCUUAAACAAGGGAUACUGGUUCGAUUACGUCCUCCUCAACGAAGACUGCCAGACCUCCAAGGCGCUCACGGGCUUAGUCAACGCAGAAUACUACGCCUCUGGUUUCGUCGGUCCGGUUAACCCGACGGUCUGCCAGGCUGCGGGGAUGCUGGGCAAAACCUGGAACAAGCCCGUCUUCUCCUGGGCUUGCUUGACGGAUGACGCGGCGGUGGGACGUUUCGGGACUUUUGUGCGGCCCUUACCGCAGGCCUCCGCUGUCCUCUACACUGUACUGAAGCACUUCCAGUGGGCUCACGUCGCCGUGAUCACCUCGAAGGAAGAUCUCUGGGUCCAAGUGGGACAAAGCCUGGCUGACUCGCUGAGGAACUUUGGCCUGCCCGUCACGGUGAUGACCACCAUGGAAGAUGAACCGAGCGGGGUGGAGGAUGCUCUUGGAAAGAUCAAGAAGGCCAACAACGUACGAGCGGUCAUCAUGUGCAUGCACUCCGUCCUGUUGGGUGGGGAGGAGCAGCGCCUCCUGUUGGAGAAGGCCGAAGAGACGGGCCUGACCAGAGGGAGUUACAUCUUCAUCCCCUACGAUGCCCUGACCUACAGCAUGCCCUACCAGGAGGAGGCCUACGCGGCGCUGGAGGACAACGUCAAAUUACGCCGGGCGUACGAUGCCGUGCUGACCGUCACCGUAGACUCGCCGGAGUAUUCCUUCCGGCAGGCCUUUGAAGAGGCUCAGAAGAGGAGAGAGAUCCCGGGACAGCUCAGUGUGGAGAAGGCCCAUCCUUUGUUCGGCACCAUUUUUAACGCUGUCUACUUCCUAGCCAAGGCCGUGGAAAACACCCGCGUCUCCGGGAAGAGGGUGGCGGGCACCACCAUUGCUGAACACGCCAAGGACUUCGAGCUGGAAGGGUUUAGCCAGCCGGUGUCAGCGGACCAAAAUGGAGCGGCCAAGGUGCCUUACGUCGUCCUGGACACGGAUGGGAGGGGCAGCCGCCUUCACCCCGUUUACAAAGUCGACUUGGCAUCCGGGAUCCUGCGUUUCACCGGACGAGCUGUCCACUGGCCUGACAACACCAAGCCAGCUUCGGACUCCAGCUGUUGGUUCAACCGCGGCACCAUUUGCACUGGGGGCGUGGGUGUCCGUUUUGUUUUCCUCUUCUUCCUCAUUGUUACUCUCUUGUUCCUGGGUGGAUCUGUUCUGGCUUACUAUCUUCGGUGCCAGCUUCAGCAUGCCAGGCUCACGAAGGGACCCAACAAAAUUGCCCUGACCGCGGAGGACCUGACCUUCAUCGACCUCCCGAGCGGCAGGAAGAAGACGGAUAACAGUCCUGGGGGAAAUUGCUCGGAGAAGAAAAGCUUGAAAAAUGGGGCAGAUCAGAAGAACAGCUUAGCUGUGUUUGAGGGUGACUGGGUGUGGCUGAAAAGAUUCCCUGGAGGAAAGAGCAUAGAAGUCAAAACAACCACGGAAAAAGUUUUUUGCAAGCUGCGGGACCUGAGACACGAAAACCUGAACCUCUUUAUAGGCUUCUUCCAUGACACUGGGAUUUUUGCUGUCGUCUCACAGCACUGCGCCCGCGGGAGUCUCGAGGACCUUCUCCGUAACGAGGACAUGAAACUGGACUGGAUGUUCAAAUCCUCCUUGCUGCUGGACCUUAUCAAGGGAAUGAAGUAUUUGCACCAUCAGGAAUUCCCUCACGGCCGGCUGAAGUCUCGGAACUGCGUGGUGGACGGCCGUUUUGUCCUGAAAGUCACGGAUCAUGGAUACAAUGAAUUGUUGGAAGCUCAGAAAGUGACCCGGGAUCCGAUGAAGCCUGAGGACCGUUUCUGGACGGCGCCAGAAUUGCUGAGGAACCCGGCGCUGGAACGGAAAGGCACCUUCCGGGGAGACAUUUACAGUAUCUCCAUCAUUAUUCAAGAAGUCAUUUGCCGCGCGGCGCCUUACUGCAUGCUGGAGAUGAGCCCGGAAGAGAUCAUCAAGAAGGUGAAGAAGCCCCCUCCUUUUUGCCGUCCCUCGGUCUCCAUCGACCAAGCGCCGGUAGAAUGCAUCCAGCUGAUGAAGGAAUGCUGGAGCGAACAGCCGGAAAGAAGACCAAACAUCAACCAAGUCUUUGAUCAGUUUAAGGGCAUCAACAAAGGCAGGAAGACCAACAUCAUCGACUCCAUGCUACGCAUGCUGGAGCAAUAUUCCAGCAACUUGGAAGACUUGAUCCGGGAGAGGACCGAAGAGCUGGAAGUUGAGAAGCAGAAGACCGACAAGUUGCUGACGCAGAUGCUGCCCCCUUCUGUGGCCGAGGCCCUGAAGACGGGUGCACCAGUAGAGCCCGAAUAUUUUGAAGAGGUGACCUUAUAUUUCAGCGACAUUGUGGGCUUCACCACCAUCUCGGCCAUGAGUGAACCCAUUGAAGUGGUUGACCUGCUCAACGAUCUGUACACCCUCUUUGAUGCCAUCAUUGGCUCCCAUGAUGUUUACAAGGUGGAGACCAUUGGCGACGCCUACAUGGUGGCUUCCGGGCUGCCGAAACGGAACGGGAACCGACACGCGGGUGAAAUCGCCAACAUGUCCCUCGAUAUCCUCAGUGCGGUUGGCACUUUCAGGAUGCGCCACAUGCCAGACGUACCUGUCCGGAUACGCAUCGGCUUGCACUCUGGGCCCUGCGUGGCUGGCGUGGUGGGACUGACCAUGCCACGCUACUGUCUCUUCGGGGACACGGUCAACACGGCCUCGCGGAUGGAGUCCACCGGCCUUCCUUAUCGAAUCCACGUCAACCUGCGCACGGUCGAGAUCCUGCAUGCCCUGAAAGAAGGCUACAAGCUCGAUUUACGAGGGAAAACGGAACUGAAGGGAAAAGGCACGGAAGAUACUUACUGGCUGAUCGGUCGGGACGGCUUCAGCAAACCUAUCCCUACGCCCCCUGACCUGAAGCCAGGGGCAAGCAGCCACGGCAUCAGCAUGGAUGAAAUUCCUGAGGACCGGAGGGAGAAGUUACAGAAAGCUCGUCAGGGACAGAAAAUAUAAGCUGGGAAGAAGACCGUUGCAUGAAGCCAGUUGUGAUGGAGGUCAACCAAUUUCCAGCUCUGUGGCUGGCCACCGCUCGUGUUUCCUGUUGAAGGCCUUUGGGCCAAUCUGGUAGAAGAGGAUGAAUCCACAACUGGGCAGGGAGCCAUCCCAUAAUAACCCAAAGGGAUGCAUCCCUUUCCCCCCGUAUCGUCUGCUACUUUCAAACUUCUAGUGUCUGAUGGAACUGUGGACGGUCUAGGACUUCUUCCUCACCCACUGUGAUCAACGGUGAGAUGCAGGCUGGGAUUUGGGCCAACUAGGUCUUCAACAUUUGAACAUUUGAACCUGGUGGGAUUUUGGCCAAGCCAGGAACGGCAGCUGCUCUUGACUUCCGUUGGGGACUUGGCUCGCUUUUGACAAGGAUGGACGCCCGGAUUCCAUAACAUUAAUUAUUUCCUUAGCAAAGAGGACAGGAUGUGGAGAAGAACGGCUAACGAAGGGAAGACCAUGAUUUCAGAGAAAUCGCGGGGAGAUAAUCCAGCUGGAACUGGCAUUUGGGUGGCUUUGUGGACACCACACCACACCAAGAGACCUUCAAGGAGAAUAUGUUGAUAGUCUUCUGAUUUUCUAGAAGAAACCAAAUCCAUUAGAGAUGAAGCUGGGAUGACCCUUGGAGACUGUACAGCGAAUGAGACAAUAUUCACGGACCCACUAACGGAAGUGGGACUUCAGCUCUGUUAGACAACGGUGCGGCCUCGAAGGAAUAUUUGUGACAAUUUAUAUAAAAAAGGGCUUCCUUCUUAAAAAAUUCAUUUCCUCUUCUGAGCCAGGAGUCUGAAUUUAAUUUCAUUUAUCUCCUCCUCAAAAACAGCGGUAGAGAUGAAAAUUUAAAGUAGGAAGGGACCCCGUUCAGCUAUUCUAUGAUCCAAGAAUGUAACUUUUAGCUAUUUUGAGGAGAAACAGGAAAAAACUGUAUGAAAUCUUGCGUAUUUUUUUAAUCUACUUGAGGGUGAGAGGCAAGGAUGGAUUUGGGGAAACGAGUUGCUUCAAAACUUCCUUCUGGAAAAGAAUUAUGUUUAAAUACAGCAUCUUGAAGUAACCGGUCAUUAUUAAGCAGUGUUUCUCCAUUUUGGUAACUUUAA
Crotalus tigris (Tiger rattlesnake) is the source of this 5505-nucleotide messenger RNA. It is a transcript of the gene GUCY2D, whose product is annotated as guanylate cyclase 2D, retinal. The record is from RefSeq and is a predicted model, not a curated record. Lineage: Eukaryota; Metazoa; Chordata; Lepidosauria; Squamata; Viperidae. The coding region runs from base 1130 to 4381 and encodes 1083 amino acids. Gene Ontology annotation, molecular function: guanylate cyclase activity; protein kinase activity; peptide receptor activity. The transcript has 20 exons. Gene Ontology annotation, biological process: receptor guanylyl cyclase signaling pathway; protein phosphorylation; cGMP biosynthetic process.